AUGGCAGCCAGUAAACCAAAAUUUCCACUGGGUUCCCCUCAGGAGCACAUAGUAAUGUGUGACACCCAUGAUUUACCUAUUGAUGUUAUAUGUGAGGACUGUGCUGAAUUUAUUUGUGGUAAUUGUGCGAAAUCAAAUCAUAGAGAUCAUAACUGGAAAACUCUAACCACUGCAGCUACCCAAAGGAGAAGAGGUAUGCUUAAAUUUCUGAGGAAGAUCAAGGAAGAGGAUUUGCCUGGGAUUGAUGAGAAGAAUGAGAAGGUGAAAAAACAGAUCACAGAAAAUAAAGCGCUUUGUGACUCGGAGACAAAAAAACUACAGAAGCAUGUUGAUGAGAUAAUGGCCAGGUUGACAGAAAUCAAAAAGUGCCAUGAGAAAAUAUUGAGAGACAAUCUAGUUAAAAAGAAUGAGCAACUGAACCACGUGAAAUCUGAGUUAGAGAAGAAGAAGAGAGGAAUUGUUGACACAGUGGAAUUCAUGGAGAAGAACAACAACACCAUGUCAGAUUACAGCUUGAUUGACAACCACAUAGAACUGACAAAAAUGUUAUCUGAAUUGGAGGUUCACAUGACAAACUGUGAACAUUCAGUGAGGUUCACUAGAGGUGAAAUAAAUGACAAUUUGCUCGAGUCUAUGAUUGGAAAGACUUGGAGUUUAGAUGAUGCAGUUUUAAUGCAAAAAAACUCAUUUCAACAUGGAGAAAACGUAAUAUAUUCCAUGGAGACAUUCAGAGAAGAUCAAUGUUACAUACAUGCAUAUCAAUCAAAAUAUAUAGAAAAAGUCAAUCAGCAAGGCACAAAAGAACUAAAAUUAAAUUUCAUUUCUGGAGACAUGUGUGUGACUGAUAAUGGUGAUGUUUAUUUCACUGAUCCCAGUAACAAUACCAUCAGCUGUCUGUCACCCUCUGGAUCUGUCUCUACAGUCGUCAAUACAGAUCCGAUAGGACUGGGACCAUUAGGAAUCUGUCAGUCAGUGGACGGUGGACUACUGGUCACCUUGAUAGACCUGAAAUCAGAUCAAAUCAAAUUAGAGUCACACAGCAGACGUCUGGUGAGACACAUCACAGUGACAGGUGAUGUCAUCCAUGAGUAUGAGUACCAGGAGGACGGUCAGACCAGAAUGUUUACAUGGCCACGCAGAGUCACACAGAACAGUAACAGUGAUAUCUGUGUUGUGAACCGUACAAGUAACACUACAGGUGAACUAGUGAUUAUGUCUCCCUCUGGUCAUAUAAAGACUGUCUACCGUGGACAGAAUCUGACAAAGAACUUUCUUCCAACUGAUUUAGUGUGCGACUCCCUCUGUAACAUCCUUGUUACUGACCUCAACAAUAAACGGAUUCAUCUGCUGAGUGCUGAAGGGGAGUUCUUGAAGUUCUUACUGACAGAGAAUGAAGUGAACCAACCAUUCUCACUGUCCUUACACAAGUCUACACUCUGGGUGGGAUACCAUACAGGACUUGUCAAGGUGUUUCAAUACAAAGUGUAA
Messenger RNA from Saccostrea cuccullata (small rock oyster), 1488 nucleotides. RefSeq lists its product as uncharacterized. Gene Ontology annotation, molecular function: ubiquitin protein ligase activity; zinc ion binding. Bases 1 to 1488 code for a protein of 495 amino acids. The transcript has a single exon. NCBI's taxonomy places the organism in Eukaryota, Metazoa, Mollusca, Bivalvia, Ostreida, Ostreidae. The record is from RefSeq and is a predicted model, not a curated record. Gene Ontology annotation, biological process: protein monoubiquitination.